Parathielavia appendiculata is the source of this 3794-nucleotide messenger RNA. Its product is annotated as calcium-transporting P. The record is from RefSeq and is a predicted model, not a curated record. The transcript is spliced from 4 exons. Bases 384 to 3614 code for a protein of 1076 amino acids. Gene Ontology annotation, cellular component: endoplasmic reticulum; Golgi membrane; plasma membrane. Gene Ontology annotation, molecular function: P-type calcium transporter activity; ATP hydrolysis activity; ATP binding. NCBI's taxonomy places the organism in Eukaryota, Fungi, Ascomycota, Sordariomycetes, Sordariales, Chaetomiaceae. Gene Ontology annotation, biological process: manganese ion transport; intracellular calcium ion homeostasis; calcium ion transmembrane transport.
CCUGGGACAACUUACCUUGGCCAACUGCAGGUACCCUUGUUCGCCUGCACAAAAAGCUCGAGCGUCCAGACAAGGGAUUGCCCAGAUUUGGAAUCAAACACGUUCCACGAACUCUAGUCUCGGCUCGGCCCAUUGCCCAGCGCUCCCCCAUACAGGACCACAUUGAAACGGCAAAGCGUUCUGUUGUCGGCAAUGGUGUUGCUUCCACUCUACUGUGUUAAUUAGACUCGAAUGAUCACUUUUCCUUUCCGUCGGUCGCGUCUCUGAACCGCCAAUUCCUCCUCGAGGCAUUGGUUGAUGACGUUCAGUUGGUCCAUCGACUCCCUUCGGGGUCCUUUCCGCUCACGUCCCGCGGUUCCUCUUAGCCUCUGGCCAGCGCCAGAAUGGAUCGGUUCGUGCGAAAAGAUGGUGGCGAUGAGCUGCCGCUGUACCAGAACGCGCAAGAGCCAGGGUCAGCAGCAGCCGCUGCGAAACUGGAGCGCCCCUGGUCCGCUUCACCAAGACUGAGCCCGAGGACAACAUCUGCGCAGUCAAGAAGCGUUGCUGAUGAAUACGCAUCGCUCACUCCAGUCGAAGUCGCCGCCCGACUCAAGACAUCGCUCACGCACGGCCUCACACCUGCCGAAGCCCUCUCUAGGCUGCGCGUCUACGGGCCGAACGAGAUCCCGCAUGACGAGCCUGAGCCAAUAUGGUUGCGUUUCCUCAAGCAAUUUCAGGAACCCCUUAUACUUUUGCUCCUGGUCUCUGCGGGCGCGUCCAUCGUGGUGGGGAACAUGGACGACGCCGUCAGCAUCACAGUAGCUGUGACCAUCGUGGUGAGCGUGGGCUUCGUGCAGGAAUACCGCUCCGAGAAGUCGAUCGAGGCCCUCAACCACCUGGUACCCAAUCACGCGCAUCUCGUACGAAAACAGGCUUCCAAGGCCUCGCCAGGCACCCGCUCGCCCAACUGGUCAGGGGUUGGCGACAGGACCCCCGAAGUGCCCGAAAGCUCUGGCUCGAUUACUCCUGAAGAAGAGGUGCUGGAGGCAACAUCAUCUAAGGUUAUGGCUGCGCAGCUCGUACCUGGGGACUUGGUCAUUUUCACCACCGGCGACCGUAUCCCCGCCGAUAUUCGGGUAACAAAGGCCGCGGACCUGACCAUCGAUGUGUCGAAUCUCACGGGCGAGAACGAACCCGUAAGGGUCACUGCAAAUACACGACCUCGACGUGCCUUAGGAGUUCCCAGUUACGGAAACUCCAGCUUGCAAUUAACCCAGCCUUCCUUUGGCGGAGCCCCUGAUGGGCACUCGAUGGGCGCGGCCAAGAGGGACCAUGACGGGCCGUACAACAUUGCCUACAUGGGGACGCUGGUAAAAUCAGGGCAUGGCCAAGGCAUUGUUUUCGCGACGGGCGGAGACACCCACUUCGGUACGAUUGCAACCAGUGUCUCGGGAACCGAGAGCCCUCGUUCGCCGCUGCAGAUUUCCAUGGACGACCUAGGGUCACAGCUGAGCAAGGCAUCUUUUGUCAUUAUCGGCAUGAUCUCGCUCAUCGGGUGGUUGCAAGGGAAGAAGCUGCUCGAAAUCUUCACCAUAUCUAUUUCGCUGGCUGUAGCGGCAAUCCCCGAAGGCCUGCCCAUCAUCGUCACCGUCACGCUCGCCCUGGGCGUUCACCGAAUGGCUAAGCACAAUGCUAUCGUCCGGAAAAUGCCAAAGGUCGAGACACUGGGGUCCGUCAACGUGGUUUGUACGGACAAGACGGGGACGCUGACCAUGAACCACAUGACAACCGCCAAGAUGUGGUUCUUUGGCAACCCUAGCCCAUUCGACGUCGAAUCAGAUGAUGAAGCGGCCGAGACCAAGCUUGAUCCUGCAGCGCUCAGAAUCUUGCGCAUCGGUAAUAUUGCCAACAACGCUCGCCUUGCUCGGAACUACACCGAAAAUGGCGCGGCUGCGCGAGCCGUACUCUCCUCGACCCAGGACAGGGGCCACACGGCGACAUACACGCGAUGGGUGGGACAGCCCACCGACGUGGCGAUGCUCGAUCUGCUAGACCGAUUCAAGGAACAUGACGUGCGAGACUCCAUCGGGCCUCGAGUGUCUGAGACGCCCUUCAGCUCCGAACGAAAGUGGAUGGGUGUCACAAUUGGCAGCGAAGGUGGCAGGAACGACAAGGAGUUUGCAUACAUGAAAGGCGCCAUUGACAAGGUGCUUGAAGCUUGUGAGACCUAUGUCACAAAUGAAGGCAGGGAGAUCGUGUUGGACUCAGCGCGGCGCCAGGAGGCUCUAGAAGCAGCCGAACAGAUGGCCUCCCAAGGCCUCCGAGUCCUGGCCUUUGCCAGCGGGCCUGUGGCGCGAUCCAGGAGCAGCAGGGUAGGUGCCAGGAGUAACACCCCUGGCGCCGAUAGAUCAGAGAGCCCGGUCCACCAUGGUAGUGAGGAACAGUACAAAGGUCUCACCUUUGCAGGCCUCGUCGGCAUGAGCGAUCCGCCUCGGCCCGGCGUCGGGCGGUCGAUUCGAAAGCUGAUGCGGGGCCGGGUCAAGGUGAUCAUGAUCACGGGUGACGCCGAGACCACAGCUCUCGCCAUUGGCAAGCAGCUGGGGAUGGCGAUUGCUGCUCCGGCAAUUCACACAUCAAACCAGAUCACCGUCAAGCCGGUCCUGCGAGGUGACGAGCUCGAUGCCAUGUCCGAAGAGGACCUUGCAAGGGCCAUGGAUCACACCACCAUCUUCGCACGAACAAACCCCGACCACAAACUAAAGAUCAUCCGAGCCCUCCAAUCCCGCGGCGAUAUUGUCGCCAUGACGGGAGACGGAGUCAACGAUGCGCCGGCACUCAAAAAGGCCGACAUUGGAAUCGCCAUGGGCAUGCACGGCACUGACGUCGCCAAGGAAGCAGCCGACAUGAUUCUGACAGACGACGACUUCUCGACCAUCCUCCACGCCAUCGAAGAGGGCAAAGCCAUCUUCAACAACAUCCAAAAUUUCCUCACCUUCCAGCUCUCCACGAGCGCCGCCGGCCUCUCGCUCGUCUUGAUCUGCACCGCACUCGGCUUCAAGUCCCCACUCAAUGCGAUGCAGAUUCUCUGGAUCAACAUCAUCAUGGACGGCCCCCCCGCCCAGUCUCUUGGCGUAGAAGCAGUCGACAAAGACGUCAUGAACCGACCCCCGCGCCGUCGGGGCGACGCCGUCCUGACACGCCCUUUGCUCAUGCGCGUCCUGACGCAGGCCGCCAUCAUCAUGGCGGGGACCAUGCUCGUCUACACGCACGAGAUGCUCGAGGACGGCCAGGUCACGCGCCGCGACACGACCAUGACGUUUACCUGCUUUGUGCUGUUCGACAUGUUCAAUGCCUUGACCUGCCGGUCCGAGAGCAAGAGCGUGCUGAGAGGCGAGGUGGGGUUGUUCAGCAAUGUGCUGUUCAACUGGGCCGUCGCGGGGAGCUUGAUGGGGCAGUUGGCUGUCGUGUAUUUCCCCUGGCUGCAGGAGGUUUUCCAGACGGAGGCGCUCGGGUUCAGGGAUUUGUUGGGCUUGAUGGUGAUGUGCAGUAGCGUGUUUUGGGCGGAUGAGGCGAGGAAGUGGUGGCGGUAUGGAAGAGGGAGGAGAGGGCUUGGGGGGUAUAGUCAGGCGGUUUGAAGGGAUUACACGGGAGUUGUUUAUGAUGUGGAUGAGCCUUGGUCAUGCUGUACUUAGUAUGGGAAUAGAUUUGGUUUGAGAACUCGCGUGCGGAACGGGUGUGGAAACAGUCCUGGGUGCUUUCUGUAUACUGGAGGGUGGUUGCUGGUGCGCGAGCUGGCGCUUAGAGGUCGACUGUUC